AUGCCCUUCUUCCCUCCCGGCCUCACCGACGCCCUCUCGGUCGCCUCGACCGGCAACCACCGUCGCUCCUCCUCGCGCCAUCGCACCAGCAAGCGCCGCCGCUCCCGCUCCAACUCCCGCGAUCGCGAUCGCGACCGUGACCGCGACCGUGACCGCGGCGCUGGCUCCUUCGUCAGCGACCUCUUUGGCAAGGACUCCUCCUACAGCAAGCACAAUGCCUCGCGCAGCUCCUUCUUUGGCAUGCCCCUCGGAAACACCUCGCGCAGCAGCUUCUUCUCCUUUGGAGGCGGCAACUCGCGCUCCUCGUACUACAAGCGCUCCCCGCGCAAGGGCUUCAUGCAGCGCGCGUACAAGCAGCUCAAGCGCCUCAUCCGAGACCUCAUACACUGGUUCAAGCGCCACCCCUGGAAGGUCUUCUUCAUGGUCAUCAUGCCCCUCGUCACCGGCGGCGCCCUGACCGCCCUGCUCGCCCGCUUCGGCCUGCGCAUCCCGCCCUCCCUCGAGCGCGCCCUGGGCAUGGCAUCGCGCGCCGCGUCGGGCGACGGCUUCGGCCUCGUGAGCGACGCCGUCCGCAUGGCUGGCGGUGGCGGUAGCGCUGGUAGCUCCCGCGGCGGCUUCGGCGGCGACUCCUACUCCCGCCACGGCGGCAGCGCCUUUGACGCCCUUGAGGGCCUCGGCCGCGCUAGGAGCCACGGUGGCGGCGAUGACUGGACUAACGGCUUUGUUAACGGCGUCGCCAAGAUGUUUAGAUGA
Molecule: messenger RNA, 753 nt
Organism: Cordyceps fumosorosea ARSEF 2679
Lineage: Eukaryota; Fungi; Ascomycota; Sordariomycetes; Hypocreales; Cordycipitaceae
Exons: 2
Coding region: 1-753 (250 amino acids)
Source: RefSeq, a predicted model, not a curated record